AUAUCAUGCGAUGAAGCCGGUGGCAGUUCUGGGAGCGAUUCAAAGCUUGGAAGUAUUCGUGCCGAAGUUAUUCCUGUGCCUCAGACAAAUUUAUUUCUUGCUCUUAUCAAUGAAAGUUGUGUGCCGCAACACCCAGUUCAGGCGUUUUGCCCCUGUUCAGUAAGCGAUCGUCGUUGUUUGCUUUGUACACGUUUUGAUGAUACCGAAUGCGAAUGUCCAUGUCAAUGUCCGUUAAAUUGCAAUACUCAGUGCAGUGUUGACUCGAAUUCAAACACUUCAUUUUAUGAGGUACCAUAA
Gongylonema pulchrum is the source of this 297-nucleotide messenger RNA. The record is from the annotation of a GenBank genome assembly. Lineage: Eukaryota; Metazoa; Nematoda; Chromadorea; Rhabditida; Gongylonematidae.